CAUCAUCAAGCAGUUGAAUGUGAAUUGUUUAUUUUUUGGUUGGAAAUCAACGGUGAUGAGGAAUCUUCCAUAGAAAUAUUUGGUGUCGUAUAUUUUCAGUGUACCCCACAAAAGUUUACUGAUAUGCCGCAUCUCUACGAAGUCCUGAAGAGCUAUGUUUUCCUGGAGAAAAUAAUUUUCGCCACUUUUUUGAGGAAAAAUUGUUGUUCACCAAACCAUUUAUGAACUGGACAUUUUGACUUGGAAUUGACUGCUACUUUAUUUUGUCAUUGCCUUUUUCAUGUCAGAUUGGCUGUGAUCGGAGCAAUCAGCUAAUCGAUAUCUGCAGGGUUGGUGGUCUUGAGGGGUUAGUUUGCGACUCAUUGGCUCUACCCUUUGGCAAUGAUAGGAUGAGUGCUUGUAUCUGUAUUGCUGUCAUCCACCACAUGUCAACAAGGGUAUCAAAGACGCACGACUGGCACCGUACCUCCACCCUGCAACCCCCACACCAGAGUACCCUUCUGUGACCGCAGCCUAUCUCGCUCGCAGACUCCAGGCUCUAAGAGAAAUUAGCCGUGUGUUGAGUCCCGGAGGAAUGGCUCUUAUUACUGUCUGGGCAAUGGAACAAGAGCACAAAAGAGAGAAAUCCAAGUACAUUUCAAAGAAAGGAGAUACUAUUAAAAAUACCCUGAAUUCUGCAUCAUGGGAUAGGGGUGAUUUGACAGAUGAAACGAGAAGAUUGGAUGAAGAUGAAGGAAGCAAGGAAUGUGAUCCACCUAAUAAGUCACAUGCAGACAAGCCAAUGGAUGAAAAGAAAAUAUACUCAGUUAGGGAAAGUAACAUGCAGUGUAACCAAUCUCCUGUAGAUGGAAAACUACAUGGCCCAGGUCAGUUUGACACUGGUCAAUGUGACAUGGGUCAGUGUGACACUGGUCAUUAUGACACUGGACUAUGUGACACUGGUCUAUACGAAGGAUAUAGCACUGAUGGUCACAUAGAUAAUGGUAAUUGUGAUGUCAGGAGUGGAAAAGAUCACAGUAUGGGUGACAGUAGAAGGGUCUGCAAUAAAAGUGUAAUAUCUUCAGAAACAAAUAAGUUAACCAUUUACAUUGCAGAUCAUAACCAAACCUGCCAACAGGAUGCUAAUGGUGCCAAGAGUUCACCAGGAGAUACUAUUAUUGUCCACAAGAAUAGAACUCAGUUUGAGCAGCAGGAUUUACUGGUCCCUUGGCACCUGAAAGGCCAAUCACUGAAGACUCCUGGACGCCUGAAUGAUAAUUCUAAGAGCAUUGAUAAGGAGGUGUUCUUUCGGUUCUAUCAUGUGUUUGUUGAAGGUGAAAUGGAAGAGUUAUGUCAAACUAUUAAGGAUGUUAGAGUGAUUGAAACAUAUUAUGAUCAAGGCAAUUGGUGUGUUGUAUUUCAGAAAUUAUAACAAAUGCCUCUUUUGUAAUUGUUAGAUAUAUUUUUUUAGAGAGAGCAGAAGCAUUUAGAUCAGCUAUUUUACUAAAGUUUGAUACAAAACCAUGUGGAUGAUUUUCUCAUCCUUGAUAUAUAAGAAACUGUCAAGGUGAUUAUGGUAAUAAUAGUCAUGUAAUCGAGUGAUUAUGAUAAUAAUAGUUACAUUUAUAUAGCUUUUCAUACUCUGUGUUUCAAAGCAUCUUACAUUUUAAUUGCUAUUACUCCAGUCAUUGGAUCCAUCAGUGUUCCUCUCAUAAAUUGCACCGUCUCCACUCACUAGGGAGAAUCCUGGCCAGGCAACUGUUUUUGCACAUAUGCCAAUCUAAUCACAUUGAAGUUCAUUUACUCAGUGCCACAAAUAUGUUUCAGAGUACGAGAUGUCUACCAGACCACACUUUACACAGCUCUUUGUCAAUAAAUGCUUUAUUAAUACAUACAUGGACGUUGGUUUUGAUACUUGACACAGAUUGGGGAAAUAUUUUUUUAGUUCAAAGUUAAAUCUUAAAGUAUUACAUAAAAAUGCAUUUGUCAUUACUAGUGGAAUAUUUAUAGUAUGUACAAGUGUAUAUAGAAUUUUAAAUUUAGUUGUCACUAUUUUCACAUUUUAAGCCUGAAAUCAUUGAUAUUAGUUGUGUAGUUUUCAUACACUGAUUUCCUGUAAUUCUCAUAACAUUAUCUUAAAGGCCAAAAAAAAAAAUUUUUAGAGGCUACUUUUUGAAACUUACUACUUAAAUCUGCAACAUUGGAUAAUAUGCUUUUAAAUGGAUGGGGAUUUUUAGGGCUCCUUUUUUAGUUUCCAGUGCUCUUCUGAGCAUUACAUGGAUGAAAAUCGCCCAGAACCCUUGCAUAGUUUUUCCCCCUGAUUGAGUAAUGUUAUGUAUAACAACACACAAUAUUGGCCAAAACAAUCAAUUGCCCAUUCCAAUUACAUGUACUUCCACAAACUUGCUUAUUUGGAUGAUAUUUCAAUGAGUUUUGUGAUAACAUAGUUAUAUACACAAUAAAAAAAGUAAGUCCCCCCUAAAUCAAAUUGCUGUAACUUUUGAACCGAAUUAGUUUGAGAAAUUAUAUGUCACAGGUGUUUUUCUGCUCUCAUUAAGCAAUUUCUGGGGAAAAAUGAGAUCGAUCGGUUGAGUCAUGCAUGAGUAAUUAAAGAUUGAAUUAAAAAUGACCAUUUUUAAAAGUCACAAGAGUCGUUUUUCAGUUUGUUCAAAUACAAAGUUGUGCAAACGUUGUUUUCAGGUGAAAUUUAUGGUGUUAUGCUGUUUUACUAUCCAUCAUUCAACCACUUCAGACCAGAUUUUGAUAUCGUAUGU
Molecule: messenger RNA, 2753 nt
Organism: Lytechinus variegatus (green sea urchin)
Lineage: Eukaryota; Metazoa; Echinodermata; Echinoidea; Temnopleuroida; Toxopneustidae
Product: alkylated DNA repair protein alkB homolog 8-like
Exons: 3
Coding region: 575-1411 (278 amino acids)
Biological process (GO): tRNA wobble uridine modification
Cellular component (GO): nucleus; cytoplasm
Molecular function (GO): S-adenosylmethionine-dependent methyltransferase activity; tRNA binding
Source: RefSeq, a predicted model, not a curated record